Strongylocentrotus purpuratus (purple sea urchin) is the source of this 834-nucleotide messenger RNA. Its product is annotated as ras-like GTP-binding protein rhoA. Lineage: Eukaryota; Metazoa; Echinodermata; Echinoidea; Camarodonta; Strongylocentrotidae. The transcript has 4 exons. The record is from RefSeq and is a predicted model, not a curated record. Bases 247 to 834 code for a protein of 195 amino acids. Gene Ontology annotation, biological process: small GTPase-mediated signal transduction; cell migration. Gene Ontology annotation, molecular function: GTP binding; GTPase activity.
UACUCAACCUCCUUUGUGAAUUCGGGCCACGAUGUUUGAAUAGUGUCAACGGAACUGCAGGCCUAAACUUGAACAUCAUUAUUUCCGUUCAGUCCCGGACUCCCGUAUUAUUACUAUUUUAUUGUGUUUGAAACAAGACGUACUCUAACUGUACUGCUAACAUUGCAAUCAUGGACAUGGGCUGAUUUCCACAAUUUUUUUCUCAUUAUGCCUUACAUUACAACUUUUAUUGUGUUGAACUAGAGAAUGGCUACUAUCAGGACGGAUGUGUCCAUAGUUGGGAGCCAAUGCGGGAAAACAAGUCUCCAAACUGCAUUCGUCAAAGACAGAUUCGACCCUCGAGAUGUAUACAUCUCGAGGGCUGAAAUAAGGGCAACGUCUUGCAUAGAAGUAAAUGGCAAAAAGGUUGAGCUGGGAAUAUGGGAUACACCAAGUCAAGAAUUGUAUGGAAGACUGAGAACUGGAUUCGCAUACCCCAAGACGGACGUUGUACUUCUUUGCUUCUCGUUUGAUCGACCCGACAGAUUUGAAGACAUCUCGGAGAAAUGGAUACCAGAGGUGAAGAAGUACCUCCCAAAGGCACCUAUCAUUUUUGUGGGGAACAAGAAAGAUCUUCAAAAUGACAAGGAUACAAUACAAGAAUUGUUAAAGAAGAAUCAGGAACCGGUAAAAACAGAGGAUGCCCAGGUCCUUGCAAAAAAGAUCGGCGCCAUUUCAUAUCUAGAAUGCUCGGCCAAGGAAAACAAAGGCUUCAGAGAAGUGUUUGAGACUGUAGCAUUGGCAGGAAUAAAACAGGAUGAAAAGAAGAAGUCGUCAAAAUGCACCCUCUUGUGA